CGCCGGGUGGCCAACAAGAGGGCACCGGCCGUCUUCUCGCCUCUCUCUUCCCAUCUCGUUCCACAUCCUCGCGCAGCCUCGCCUGUCCAUCUGCCGACAGCGCACCCAUCUCUCGCUCGCUGCCUUCUUGCCCCUCAUCGCAAGCGUCACCCCUACCUCUCUCCGCGCUCGCGCCACCUCUUCUUCAUCUCUCCACACAGGCCAGCCUUCGUCGCGCCUGCCCCAUCCCUUCCUACUCCCCCACACCCCGCGCCGCUACCAUGGCCACCUCGCUGCACUUCGGUCCCGAGUGGAUGCGCAAGGCGCCGGCAAAGCAGCAGUCCGCCUCGUCGGGCACCGCCACGCCGGGCGCUGCGCCUGCCGCGGCACGCUCCGAGUCGCCCUCGGGCCGUGCGCCGGCGCCGACGGCACUGCCCGGCGUGCCCGGAGGCUCGGCGGCAGCACGCCGCAAUCCCAGCCUGGGCAAUCUCUCCGCGAUGGGCAGUCUUGGCUCGGUGCAGAGCCCCGGCGCCGUGACCUCGCCGGGCGCCUUCUCGUUUGCAGCGGCGGCGGCGGGCGGGGCAGCUGCAGCGGGUGCCUCGUCGGCGGCCAGCACGCCGGGCGUCGGCGCCAGUGCCACGUCGCCGGCCGCAGCGCCAGACGAUGGUGCUGGCAAAGACGCAGCGUCGGCCCUGUCGCGCGAGCGCCUGCUGAGCUUGUACAGCUCAGACGCGCGCACCGCUCUGGCCGCCGGCGCCGGGGCGCCGAAAAGCCCUCUGCUGGGUGCAGAAGCAGGCGCCAUGCCGUCGUCUGUCGCAGCGCCCGUGUCGAAGAAGAAGUCCUUUGCUGGCGCUCUGGAUCGAGACUCGGCGCGUCGCCCGACGGACGCCCUCGUCUCUCCCGGCAUCAGCGACCAGCCUCGCGGCCUGAAUGCGCGCGCCUUCUCGGGCGACAAGACGGCCGGCGACCGUCCGGGCCUCUUCCAGCGCGGCAGCGCCACGGGCGCCGGCAUUACGGGCGGCGCCGCCAACCCUCUUUCGCCGACGAUCCCACGCGAGCGCUUCGCGGGCAUUCAGGGUGGCGUGCUGUCGGGCGUGGCGCCGCCUGCGCGCAAGCGACAGGACAGCGCGAAUGGCACCGCUGAUGCCCUGCGUCAGCCGCGCCAGAAUCGCGCGUCCGACGACGACGCACGCACGCGCCAGCCUGCCUCGAUCGAAGGACACGAGGUCAGCUCGGGCAGCGGCGUGGCCGCACGUCCAGAGGCGACGGGUGUCAGCCUCUCUGGCCGCUUCAAGCGCGACCGCGCUCCGGGAGAGGGCCCAAUCGGCCCUCCGACGGACGGCAGUGCGGGCUUUGGCAACUUUGGCACGAACCGCAAGCGCGAACGCCAGAUUGUCUCUUCUAGCGGCGCACGUGUCGAUGGCGACGCGGCUGCUGCUGGCCACGACGAUGCUCAGGCUUCGGCUGGCGGCAGCAGCGGCGACUCGCUGCUGCAGCACACGGCGUCUGUGCUGAAUGCGCUCAGCCUCGACGACGACCCGCCGGUGGGCAGCGGCAGCUUUGCCGACGACAGCCGCGACGUCGAGGCUCCCACGUCGGAUCCGGCCGCGCCGCCGCCGUGGUCUGCCGACACGGCGCAGUGGUACUACCGCGAUCCGUCAGGGCAGGACCAGGGCCCGUUCGCCGCCACCAUCAUGCAGGACUGGUUUCAGCAGAACUACUUUGCGCUGGACCUGCCGAUGCGCCGCGCCGAGGAGGAGUCGUUCCGUCCGCUGGGCGAGAUCAUCGCCUCGCUCGGCCACCCGGCGCAGCCCUUCCUUGUUCCGCCGCCGGCACCUGCGCCUGCGCCCGAGCCGCAGCAAGCGCAGCAGCAGCCGGAGCACGACGUCUUUUCGCACGGCAACCAGCCGUCGCAGCAACAGCACCAGGCGAAUGGCCUUGGCGAGCACCACGCCGGUCAUCCGUACGAUGCGCUGGGCCAGCCGGCUGGCAGUGAUCUCUCGCGCGGUGGAUGGGGCGGCGCGGGUCUGCCAGCCAGCGUACAGGCGCGCGGCUGGCCGUCGCUCGACCUCGGCUUCGGCGCGCAGCCGGGACAGCAAAUGUCCGGCUUCGGCGGCCCGCACUCGCCCUUUGUGCAGGCGCCGCAGUCGCCAUUCGGCGCCGCGCCUCUGUUCGGCGCAGGCGGCCUGCGUGGGCAGGACGACUACCUCGCCAUGGUACGUCAGCGCGAGCUGCAGGAGCAGCGCCAGGCGGCCGCCGCUGCCGCCGCGCGCGGACACGCCGGCCCGGGCCUUGGCUUCGCCACGCCUUACGGUGGGGACUUUGGCGGCCAUGCGGCAGGCAACGGCUGGGAGGCCAGCGCGCCUGGCGGCUGGAAUGCCGCAACUGCGCAUCUGCACCACCAGCAGCCCGACGUCUUCGGCACGCCGCAGCACCAGCACCAGCAACAACACCAGCAGCAGGGUCAGGCCGCAUCGGGCUCGCCGUGGGGCACGCCCGCGCGCCAGUUCGGCACCGCGCCGCAGCAGCCGCAGUAUCACUUCCAGCAGCCGCAGCAGGUGCCGUGGUCAGACUCUUCGGCGCACCAGCAGGCCGAGGCUCAGCUGCACAAGUCGGAUCCGGAGCCCAUCGGCACGCCGCGCCGCUCGCGCACCCCCGUCGAGGAGGCCAGUAGCCAGCAGCAGGACUUCGCCGAACAGCAACAGCAGCAGCAAGAAGAGGCAUUCGCGCAGCAACAGCGCGACGCUCAGCAACAGGAGGAGGAGGAGGCUCAGCGUCGGGAGGAGCAGGAGCGCCAGGAACGCGAGACUGCCGUGAUGCUGCAGCAGCAGGAGGCUGCGCACGCCGAGCCUGAGCCGGAGGAGGUCUGGCCGCAGAGCCCGACUGCCGUCGAGUUCGCUGCCGAGCCGCCACUGCCGGCGCACCACGAGCAGCAGAACAACUUGAUGGACGACGGACCGGCGACGAGCUCGCGCAAGCGCUCGCGCCGCAAGGGCCAGCAGACGCGCGCAGAGGAGGCCGCUGGCGCUCCCAUGCCCACGGCUGACCUCAGCUCGUACGCCGGCGCGGACGUCGGCAAGCGGCAGGCGCCGCCGAGCGCCGCGGGAGGCAACGUCAAGGUCGUGUCGCAGGAGCAGUUCAAGCGUCCCGGAGGUGCAGAGGAGGACAGCAAGAACCAGGCGCCUCUGUCUGCUUGGCUGCCCGACAGCGGCAGCAACACGCCGACGACGUCCAAGGCGCCCUGGGCCGCCGCGACGGAGUCGAGCGCGUCUGCGCCCGGCCUCACGCUGCGCGAGAUCCAGGAGGCCGAGGCGCGCCAGGCCGAGAGCCGCCGCGCUGCCGAGCGCGCCCUGGCUGCUCAGCGCGCGCGCUCGAUGGCCUCGGGCGACGACACGCUGCCGGCGACGAUGACGUGGGGCCUGGCCACGGGCCAUGCCUCGCAGGGCUCGAGUGCACCAGAGCCCGCGGCCGACGCCGCCGCCUCGGCCUCGCCGGCACCGUGGAGUGCGGCGCGUCCGACGGCCAAGAAGACGCUCACCGAGAUCCAAGAGGAGGAGCGCAAGCGCGCGCAGAAGGCGCGCGACGCGCAGGCCGCGCAGCAGGCAGCCCUGCGGCGCGGCUACGCCGACUCGGCAGGCAAGACGCAGGUGCCGCCGCCCGCCGCCGCCGCCAGCGGCGCAUGGAGCGUCGUCGGGAGCAAGCCCGCCAGCGCUGUGCCUGCCAGUGCUCGUCCGCCAGCUACGCCCGUGGGCCAGCGCGCCGGCAGCCUGGGCGCCACGCCGCCGGUCGGCGUGUGGGCCACCGCCGGCGCCAAGCAGAACGGCACGCCGGCGGCCAAGGUGCAGUCGCCCGUGAUCAAGACGAAGAUGGUCGUGGCGCCGUCGGCCUCCAGCGAGCAGCUCGGCUCGGGCCAGCCCAGCGCCGACUUCCUGCGGUACUGCAAGGAGCAGCUCAAGGGUCUCAAUGUCAAGGCCGACGACUUCAUCGAGAUGCUCCUCUCCUUCCCGCUGGACCCGUCGCCCGACGUCGUCGAGAUCAUCGCCGAGUCGGUGUACGCCAACAGCAGCACGCUCGACGGGCGCCGCUUCGCCGCCGACUUUGUCGCCAAGCGCAAGCUCGACCAGAGCGGCCGCGGCGCCGGCAGCAGCGCCGCGGCGCGCUCGGCCAUCGGCGCCGGCCUGCCCAACGGCGCCGCGCUCGGCGCAGGCCGCAGCGCCAGCGACGUGCUCAAGUCGUCGACCAAGCCGGCCGCCGGCGCGGCCGACUUUGGCGGCUUCAAGGUCGUCAAGGCCAAGGGCGGCAAGAAGACGACGCGCGGCUGAGCCACGCCGCCAGCAGGCAACCUCUAAUCGAAUCUCCUUCUCGGC
Messenger RNA from Tilletiopsis washingtonensis, 4346 nucleotides. RefSeq lists its product as hypothetical. The transcript has 5 exons. Gene Ontology annotation, molecular function: protein binding. The record is from RefSeq and is a predicted model, not a curated record. Lineage: Eukaryota; Fungi; Basidiomycota; Exobasidiomycetes; Entylomatales. The coding region runs from base 261 to 4301 and encodes 1346 amino acids.